Dunckerocampus dactyliophorus (ringed pipefish) is the source of this 2240-nucleotide messenger RNA. It is a transcript of the gene arrdc1a, whose product is annotated as arrestin domain containing 1a. Lineage: Eukaryota; Metazoa; Chordata; Actinopteri; Syngnathiformes; Syngnathidae. Gene Ontology annotation, biological process: protein transport. Gene Ontology annotation, cellular component: cytoplasm. Gene Ontology annotation, molecular function: ubiquitin protein ligase binding; ubiquitin-like ligase-substrate adaptor activity. The record is from RefSeq and is a predicted model, not a curated record. Bases 56 to 1324 code for a protein of 422 amino acids. The transcript is spliced from 8 exons.
UGUUACAGGUUUGCAGCACAGGUGACCGUCGCCGUCUUGUGAAAUUGGGACAAACAUGGGUAAAAUUGAGGCGUUUGACAUCACGUUUGACCAAAGUAAAGAAGUGUAUAUUCCCGGCGAAACUAUCUCGGGAACCGUGACAAUCAAGGUGGGGCAGAAGAUACCAUGUAAAGCGGUUAAGGUGAACUGCAAUGGAUUCUGUGGCCUCACCAAUAAAGUCAAUGACACAGCGUGGACAGUUGAGGAACAGUACUUCAACAACACAAUCUCUGUUGCAGACAAAGGAACACUGAAACAAGGAAAUCAUACCUUUGCCUUCCAGUUUCGCAUUCCAGGCGCUGCGCCAACAUCUUUUGAGGGCAACUAUGGUAGGAUUGGUUACAGAGUGAGAGCUUUCAUUGACACACCACGCUUUACCAAAGAUUACAACACAGAGAAAGCUUUCUACUUGUUGGACCCCCUCAACCUGAACAAAAUUCCAGAUAUAUGGGGACCCUGCUCAUCUUCAGUGACCCAGGAGUUCACUUACAUGCUAUUAAAAACUGGCACAGUGUUCCUGAAAGCCCAAACUGACAUGAAGGGUUAUACACCUGGGCAGAUUAUACAUCUGUCCGCCACCGUCCACAACAGGUCUGACAAGAGUACAGGCAACAUCAGUGCCAGCCUGAUGCAGAGGGUGACCUAUGAGACAAAGAGACCCAUCCAUGACGAGAGGAGCAUAGCCGAGGUGGAGGGUGGUCGAGUUAAGGCUGGCAGGGAAAAAGAGUGGAAGGAGCAGAUCAUUGUUCCUCCUCUUCCUCAAUCCUCCCUUGUUGGCUGUGACCUCAUAAAGAUUAAUUACUACGUUAAAGUCAGCCUGAAGUCUCCAGCUGUCAUGUUGACAUUACCCCUACACAUAGGGAAUGUCUCCCUGGACAAAAACUUCAGCUCAGCUCCUCUCACCACUCCAGCGUUACCUCCUCGCCCUGCGCCUCGUCCCGCUCCUCGUGCUGCUCCUCGAUCGAAAUUAAAUUCUCCAACCGCUCCCCCGGACGAACCCCACCAGAGAGCCGAGGGCGGUACACCUAUGAAUGGCAGCUUCAUGGAUCAGCAUUCUCAACUUGUGUCACCCGGUAGAUUUAGUUAUACUCUUGGCCUGUCUUUCUCUGACAGCCGUCACAACCAGCCUGGCACAAAUCCUCAAAUACUCAUUCCUUCCUCAGCGACUUCAACUCUUCUUCCCAGUAUGAACAGUGCUAGCCCACACAUCAUGCCUCCAGACUAUGGGAGCUCGGAAUACCCACAAGAGGCUCCUCCUUCGUAUGAUGAGAGCAUGAACACCUAAGCUGGGAGGACAAGCAGGACAAAGCAGCGCAUGACAUGAGUGUUGCAGCAACGCAAGCUCACACGUGGAACUUUUUUUCUUCAGUAGAGAAUUAUUAGUGCUUUGAAUGUACUUUAUUUGCGAUGUACUUUGGAGUUGUUUUUUUCCCCCUUGUACAGGUAUUUUAAAUUUGAAGAGGAAUCAGUACACAUUUAAUUUAUUUUAAAGUGGAAUAUUAAAAAUGAGAUGCCUUUAAUUCAUUCAAUAAUUUCUUCCACUGAUUUGUAAUGUAUCGUAUUCUUCCUUAUAGACACCAAUUACUUUUGUUGUAUAAAUGUUGAUUCAUGCAAUAUUAUGGAGAAAUACAUUACAUUCAAUUAUGACUGCAAUAAAUCAAUUAUAUUCUUCCUCAAACACAUUUUUGACUUGUGAGAAAAGUUGUGUUUUUUGGUGAUUAUUUAUUUCUACAUAUGUGUGCCCUCCAAGAAUGGUUUUGAACAGUUGGCACGCUUGCCUGAUGAUAAAAUGUCUAUCUUGUCAGAGUUGUUUAUUGUGUUCAAGGUGUACAAGCUAUUAUGUUUUUUUGGUCCCACAUAUGUGAGAAUGUAUAUGAUGAUGUGUAAGCAGCAAAUUAGGAUUUUGAGUCAAGUUUGGUGACCAAAAUAAGAAAAGAGCGGUGUAAUGUCCAGCCAGGCCAUUGUAAGUCUUUCUACAGACUUUGUUGUCUUUUUUACCUCCCUCUACUGGUAGAACGUUGAUACAGCAGACAAGUAGUCUUAAAUCAAGGCUGUCAGCAAGGCAUUCGGACAGUAAGUGACAUUGGGGAUUCGGAGUGGAGUUUUAGCAUAGCGUGGGUUACGGUCGCAACAGUGGCCUGUGUUGGGGAUUAUUGUGCCUGUUGUGCGAUCAUUCAAACCUGCAAUAAAAGUCUGUUGGU